Messenger RNA from Vicia faba (fava bean), 2310 nucleotides. NCBI's taxonomy places the organism in Eukaryota, Viridiplantae, Streptophyta, Magnoliopsida, Fabales, Fabaceae. The record is from the annotation of a GenBank genome assembly.
AUGGAUCCAAACGAAGCUUCCGGUACCCCACCGCCGCCGUCACGCCACGGCAUGAGGAAAAAGAAUGAACGUUGGGUUUGGAGAAGAAAAGAUAAAGGACAAACACUGGAUUCAGAGAAAGAAGAAAGAUCGUCAUCUAAACCAGCUGUGGCAGAACCUUCCUCAUCUCAACCCCCACCUCAGUCAUCAUCAUCACCGCCACCACCGCCAUCUCAUUCCAAUGCACCGCCGCUACCUUCAUCAUCGCGGCCACCACUACCUCCUAUAUUGCGGCAAAGAGAAGUUUUAUUAAAGAAACCAGCUCAAUCUAAUGAACAAUCUUCACCCGCGCCAAAAGGACCAACAAUCGAUUAUAUUGCACCAAUACCUCCACCGCGGCCACCACAGCAAUCUUUAUGGCGGCGAAGGCAAGCUUCACUGCAGCUACGAACAUCAUCCUCCCCUUCUUUUGCACCACCCUCUUCAAGGCAGAAACCACCGCAAUCUAUGUUGCAGCAAUGGCUAUCGGAGCUACCACAAUCAGACCUUGAUAUUGAUCCACCACCACCACCAUCACCACAAUCAUCAUCUCCUUCAUCGCAGCCAAGAUCUCCUUCUUUAUCACUGCCAGAGCCACCAUCACCUUCUUUAUCCGUGCCAGUGCGACCAACACCUAGUGUAUCGCAGCCACCACCAGAACAGCAGCAAAGGCCACAGAAUAACGAUAACAUUGAAUCAUCUGCUUCAAGGAGGUGGAGACCAAACAGUUGCCUCAACAUGAUUUGCUGCGACCGAUAUCGCAGAUUAAUGACGGCAUACAAUUACCAUCGUCUUCAUGUUCACCUCCACAGCACCCGUAUGUAUUGGUGCGAAGUCUAUCGCAGAGUCCAAGUCUAUGAUCAUACCAGACGAAUGAACUAUUAUCACUAUCAAAUGGUAAGGCACCAUGUUAACCAUACCAUGAGAAUAACCAAUCUUUUCCGAUCCAUGCUAGUUACCCGUCCAACUCUGGUGUACAAUACACAUCAGGGAGGCUAUCAGGUAAAAAUGCCACCCAAAGAUAAUAAGGGUAAAGGUCCUAGUGAUAGUGGUAGGAAGCUCAGGCGUCCAAGGGUAGUAGUAUGCCAGUCACCUCACUCAGUCACGUGUCCUCCCCCGCAGAGUCAGGUUCAUCAUAUGUCCAUGGACAGUACUAUGCCAUUUACUCCAUUACUAUCAUCUCAGAGUCCUCUUCAGUUCCCAUCUGGGAGUACAUGUUUUAUUAGUCCAUCUGGGGCCCCACCUGGUUUACCAUUCCAGCAGUCACAGGUGCCCUCAUCCUUCCAGCAGACACAGGUGCCCUCAUCCUUCCAGCAGACACAGGUGCCAUCCUUCCAGCAGACACAGGUGCCAUCCUUCCAGCAGACACAGGUGCCCUCAUCCUUCCAGCAUAGUUUUCCAUUUCCCACACAGAUGCCCUCAUUCGUGCAGCAACCUGGAGGAUCCAGCACCCCACUUCUUACCCAGAUGCCCCCAUCUGUCCAGCAGCCUGGAGGAUCCACCUCUUCACGAUCCACACAGACUGGUCGCACCCCCACAUCCCACACAGAGUCGGACGAUGACGAUCUUGGUGGGGAUGAUGAUCAGAUAGAUGGGAGAGAUCUUCGAGGGGAUGAUGAUCUGAGUGAGAUUUAUACCAUUGAUGGGAGAUUUUGGAUAUGGCCUGAAGGGAACUCAGAAGUUUCCGAUAAAGAAGAAUGGUUCAAGCAAUUUCAGGCGAAAUAUGUUUGGGAUCCCCUGAACCAUAACAAAGCUAAGCGUUUGGGGAGACAAUCAUUGAUGACGGAGCUGGUUAAGGAGACUCGGACAAAGAAAUCGGGAGGAUUUACUGACGAGCGCACAAAAAAAGCCCUGGAGGAUUAUCAGGCGUUGCUUGUAGAAUUUCUGACCCAUAAUCCUCAGUAUACGCCUCCUCCAGAAAAACCGGUUCACCCAGAUGUGGAUUUCUAUAUUUGGAGUCAAGUUGUUGGGGGAAAGGGGCCUAACGGGUGUUUUUUUGGUGGUGGAAAUUUGUUAGAACUGGUAAGACAAUUGGCUAGACGCGAGUCCGAAGAUCGUGAGGCGGCAUUGAAGGCCCAAAUGGAUGCCCAAAUGGAUGCCCGAAUGGAGGCAAUGAGGGGUGAACAUAAUAGACAAAUUGAGGCAAUGGCGAAGAGGCAAGCUGAUAUGGAGGAGCAAAUGCGACAAUUUAUGCAAGCAUUUGGUAGAAAUCCCAACAGUGGUGGCCAAAAUAAUAACCACCCAAAUAAUGAUGACUUUCUUCCCGACAUUUCCGACGACGACUCUGCUUAG